Molecule: messenger RNA, 966 nt
Organism: Venustampulla echinocandica
Lineage: Eukaryota; Fungi; Ascomycota; Leotiomycetes; Helotiales; Pleuroascaceae
Product: NAD(P)-binding protein
Exons: 1
Coding region: 1-966 (321 amino acids)
Source: RefSeq, a predicted model, not a curated record
AUGACUAAACUCAUCACCAUCAUUGGCGCCACGGGCAUCCAGGGCGGCUCUGUCGUGGAAACGCUGCUCAAGAAUCCAGCAUAUUCCAUACGGGCCAUCACGAGGGACCGAAACGGCAAAUCCGCCCACGCUCUCGCCGACAGGGGCAUCGAGGUAGUCGAAGCAGACCUCAACAACGUGGAGUCGCUGCAUGCGGCGUUCGCGAGCAGCCAGGCCAUCUUUGCCAUGACCAACUUCUUCGACGCCCUACCCAAGCUUGGUGUCGAGAAGUGCAUGGAGAUUGAAACGCAACAGGGCAUCAACCUCGCCAACGCUGCGAGCGCCACCCAGUCCCUCGAGCACUUUGUGUGGUCCACCCUGCCCAAUUCGCAGCGAAUCAGUGGUGGUAGGGCCGUGGUCCCGUACUGGCACAGUAAAGCCAGGGUCGAUGAACACAUUAAGUCGAUCCCGAUGCUGCUCCAGAAGACGACCUUUGUCUGGUUUGGCUGGUAUGCCAAAAACAUGGAAUACCCCUGGUAUCAGCCCUCUCCCGUACACCAAGGUGGCCCAGAGAAGCAUUACAUCCAGCUGCUAGCAUCGCCAUCUUCAGUGAGAGUCCCGAUGGUGGGCGAUGAGAGGACCAACAUCGGACUCUUCGUCAAUUCGAUCCUGGAGCAGCCGGAGAUGACACUCCCUGGCAAGUAUGUCCUCGCUACGGCUGAAGACAUGUCCUUUGCGGAGAUCGUGUCUGCUUUUGCGGCUGCCAAGGGCUUGGGCGUGGUGCAGCAUGUGCGAGUUACUAGAGAGGUCUAUAUCAAGCUCUGGCCCCUUUGGGCAGACCUGAUGGAUGACACUCAUUUGUACUUUGAGCUCAUGGCGGACAAGAGCUUCAGUGGGGAGGAGGCUAUCUUGACAGUGAAGGAUCUUGGAGUCGAGGGAUUAGUCGGAAGCGCAGAGGCAUUUAAAGCACUGAAAUUGAUAGGCUAA